AUGGAGGUGGGAAAAAUCCGAAGUGUCAGGGUGAAAAAGCACUUGAAAAAUGGGAAGAAUGUUUCGAUGGGUUUCGGCUUUAUAGAGUUCGAUUCUGUGGAUACAGCAACGGCUGUUUGCAAGGAUUUGCAAGGAACUGUUUUGGAUGGACAUGCCCUGAUAUUGCAACUUUGUCAUGCUAAGAAGGAUGAACAAGUACUUAAAAAAGUUGAGAAGGAGCAGAGUUCAACAAAAUUGAUUGUGAGAAACGUAGCUUUUGAGGCAACAGAGAAAGAGCUGAGACAACUGUUUAGUCCAUUUGGCCAGAUUAAGAGUUUAAGGUUGCCAAUGAGGUUUGGGAACCAUAGGGGCUUUGCUUUUGUGGAGUUUGUAACGAAACAAGAAACCCAAAAUGCUCUUCAAGCUCUUUCAAAUACCCAUCUCUAUGGUCGCCAUCUGGUUCUGGAGAGAGCGAAGGAAGGCGAAAGCUUAGAGGAAUUACGGGCUCGAACGGCUGCUCAGUUCACUGAUGAGCAUAGUGGUUUUCAAAAUUCCAUGAAGUUAUCAAAAAAAAGGAAGCACAUGACCAUAUUGGAUGAAGGCAAUGUUAGAUUUGAAAGACUUGCAGAUUAG
Molecule: messenger RNA, 612 nt
Organism: Ilex paraguariensis (yerba mate)
Lineage: Eukaryota; Viridiplantae; Streptophyta; Magnoliopsida; Aquifoliales; Aquifoliaceae
Source: the annotation of a GenBank genome assembly